This is a messenger RNA of Centropristis striata (black sea bass), 2789 nucleotides long. It is a transcript of the gene syk, whose product is annotated as spleen tyrosine kinase. The transcript has 15 exons. Gene Ontology annotation, biological process: neutrophil activation involved in immune response; positive regulation of alpha-beta T cell proliferation; protein phosphorylation. The record is from RefSeq and is a predicted model, not a curated record. Lineage: Eukaryota; Metazoa; Chordata; Actinopteri; Perciformes; Serranidae. Gene Ontology annotation, molecular function: non-membrane spanning protein tyrosine kinase activity; signaling receptor binding; ATP binding. Gene Ontology annotation, cellular component: extrinsic component of cytoplasmic side of plasma membrane; cytoplasm. Bases 542 to 2404 code for a protein of 620 amino acids.
GGCAAUAUCUGGGACUUAUGAACAUGAUGAUAUGCAUGAGAUAACAUCAUUGGUCGGCUGACUGAGCUUGUUUUUUAUUGUUAUGGACCAAUAGGAAGUGACCCAGAAAUCCGAACGGAAGCACAUAAACCUUCCCAAGGAGUGAUGAGAGGAUGCCCUCCGCCCUGAAACAACCAGAGGGAGAAGGAGGAGAAGAAGUUGAUGAUAGGAUGCUACUGCUGAGCUGUGAGGACCUCCUCAGUCCUGUCAGCAGUACACAAUCACACACAGCUCUCAGACAUGCUGUUCAACUUACUGGCGACCUUACAGACUAGCUGAGUAACAAUGGGCUGACAGACAGAGAGGCUGAGCUACACAGGGAGCUGUCUGAAUGUGAGAUGAUCUGUUCACCUGUUGUCCAGACUGCUGACGGACUAAAGAACCGAACACGAAGAGGAUCAACACACUGGAACUACUCCCCACAUUAUACAGGUUAAUUGUACCCUGGUGGCUGAACUUCAUCAGAGGACUUUCUUAAGGGAGCCACCAUUCAGAAGCCAACAUGGCUGACACAGUGAAUACAUUGCCAUUCUUCUAUGGCAACAUCACCAGGGAGGAGGCAGAGGACUACCUGCGGCAGGCAGGCAGCAGCAACGGCUUAUACCUGUUACGGCAAAGCCGAAACUAUCUUGGAGGCUUUGCACUGUCCGUGUUGUACUCAAGCCGGUGCUACCACUACACCAUUGAAAGAGAACCCAAUGAAACGUAUGCUAUCGCUGGUGGUAAGAGCCACAGGACCCCGGUGGAUGUGAUUGACUACCACUCCCAAGAGAUGGAUGGUCUGGUGUGUCUGUUAAAGAAGCCCUGCAACAGGCCCAAGAACAUGCAGCCAAAGGUGGGACCGUUUGAGGACCUGAAGGAAAAACUGAUCCGGGAGUAUGUAAAGCAGACAUGGAAUCUACAGGGAGCAGCUCUGGAGCAGGCCAUCAUCAGCCAGAGACCUCAGCUGGAGAAGCUCAUUUCCACCACUGCACAUGAAAAAAUGCCCUGGUUCCAUGGAUCCAUAACACGUGAAGACUCUGAGCCCAGGCUUCAAAAUGGCUCCCGUACAAAUGGAAAAUUCCUGAUCCGACAGAGAGACUUGAAUGGAUCCUAUGCACUGUGUUUACUCCAUGAAGGACAAGUCAUGCAUUACCGCAUUGACAGGGACCGGACUAGCAAGCUCUCUAUUCCAGAUGGCAAGAAGUUUGACACUCUGUGGCAGCUGGUGGAGCACUACUCAUACAAACCAGACGGCCUGCUGCGAGUGCUAACAGAGCCCUGUCCAAGACCUGACGGAGACAUUGGUCUGAUAGAGCGGUCACUACUCCCAGGGGGCUCCCCUGGAUUCAGUUCUGCCUUACAAAGUGCAGCAGGUGGAAUUCUCUCCAAACUCAGAACUGUUCCCAUACCUGGCAUAAAGAAGAACCGGGGAUCCAGACACACCACAGAUCUCAAUCCUUAUGAAACCAGGGUGCCCAACAAUCAGGGCGGCAAAGGGUCUAUGCCAAUGGACACAGAGGUAUAUGAGAGUCCGUAUGCAGACCCAGAUGAACUGAGGAGUUCCACAGUGGAUCGCAGUCAGCUCUUCUUGGAGGAUGGAGAACUGGGCUCUGGGAACUUUGGUACCGUCAUGAAGGGCAUCUACAAGAUGAGAAAGACAGAGAAACCAGUUGCAGUGAAAAUCCUAAAGAAUGAUGAUAACAACCAGUCAGUCCAUGAGGAAAUGCUGCGAGAAGCCAAUGUCAUGCAGCAGCUGGACAACCCGUACAUUGUUCGGAUGAUUGGUAUCUGUGAGGCAGAGAACCUGAUGCUGGUGAUGGAGCUGGCUGAGCUGGGACCGCUCAACAAGUUCCUGCAGAAAAACAAGCAAACCAACAUAAAGAACAUCACAGAGCUGGUUCACCAGGUGUCCAUGGGGAUGAAGUACCUGGAGGAGCAUAACUUUGUCCACAGGGACCUUGCUGCCAGGAACGUGCUGCUGGUCACACAGCACUACGCCAAGAUCAGUGACUUUGGCCUCUCCAAAGCUGUUGCUGAGGAGCAAAACUACUACAAGGCCAAGGGUCAUGGGAAGUGGCCGGUGAAAUGGUACGCUCCUGAGUGUAUAAACUACUUUAAAUUCUCAUCCAAAAGUGAUGUGUGGAGCUUUGGGGUGCUCAUGUGGGAGGCCUACUCCUAUGGCCAGAAACCAUACAAGGGAAUGAAAGGAAAUGAUGUCAUGCAGAUGAUAGAAAGUGGAAAACGUAUGGAUGCCCCCAUGAACUGUCCACCAGAGAUGUAUGACCUCAUGAGGACCUGCUGGACAUACAAGGGAGAAGAAAGGCCAGGAUUUUCUGUUGUUGAGCCAAGACUACGAGACUAUUAUUACGACAUUGCACAGUGAUUCUUCACAUGGAUGUCAUGAGAUUAUGCAAACCCUUGUUUGAUGAGAAAAACUGCAUUCUAAUAGACUGGAGAUUGGAAAAUUAAUUUCAGAGGAUAUAUUCUAACUUUUAAACAUAUUAUGCAAAUGUUCUUUAUUUUAUUUUAUUUUUUCUUCUUUUCUGAAUGUAAACAAAAUUGAAGUUGUAAUAAACAUAUACAAGUUUCAAAAUUCAUGUUACAGCUAACAAACAGAUUCAUUUGGUAGACAUGUUAUAAUUCUGUUAUUGAAUAGGCUAUAGCUGCAUCAUUGCACUGUCAUUCUAGUCUUCACACCUGAAGGCUUUCAGUGGUGGGUGUGUUCUGUACUCACAUAUGAAUAAAUGCCCUGUCACUGUGACUCAUAA